Messenger RNA from Agrilus planipennis (emerald ash borer), 1209 nucleotides. Its product is annotated as cell death-inducing p53-target protein 1. Gene Ontology annotation, molecular function: zinc ion binding. The transcript has 3 exons. Bases 361 to 744 code for a protein of 127 amino acids. NCBI's taxonomy places the organism in Eukaryota, Metazoa, Arthropoda, Insecta, Coleoptera, Buprestidae. The record is from RefSeq and is a predicted model, not a curated record.
GUGUAAACAAGUCAGCAUUUAUAAGAGUUAGGUAGGAGAAUGGAGAACGACUAAACAGACCUUGUAUCAGUCGUUUUGGUAUUGUAGCAUUUAACAAGUGCCUUGAAUUAUUUAAAAUAGUAGCUAUUUUAAAUGCUGACUUGCGACAGUGUGCAAGAUUUGUGUGUGUAACCAUAUGUUUUUAAUUUUGUCGUAUUAUAAAGCUGAUGCGUGAAGUAAGCUCGGCGCUCGUUUAAAAGUUUUAUGGAAGAACAGGAAAAAGUAACUGGGUCAGAGAAAACUAAAAUUAGCAUAAAUUACAUCAUUGUCGCAAAAGCGCUGUUUCUAUAAGUUUCUCGAACUUCUUUACGGAAUUUCGAGAUGAGUAAAAAUGGAGCUCCGCCAUCGUAUAAUUACGGACCACCCCCAGCGGCACCCCCUAGUUAUGCACAGGCUGUUGGCGGAGUUCCACCGACCAGCCCUUACAUACCUCAUCAUUCAUUUCAAUCAGGACCAGAAAUACUGACAACUGUGGUACCCUUAGGACCUAAUGCAACACAUAUGAUAUGUCCACAUUGUCACGCAGAAAUUGAUACUACUACGAAAACGCAACCAGGCUUAAUAGCAUACAUUUCCGGACUUAUUAUUUGUUUAACAGGGUGUCCGUUUGGUUGUUGUUUAAUCCCAUGCUGUAUUGACAAAUGUAUGGACGUACAUCAUAGCUGCCCAAACUGUGACACUUAUUUAGGACGUUACAAAAGAUAAAACAGUGCAUCUUUUUUUAACAUUAAUCUUAUGCACAUUGCACAUUUAUUUUCAUAUAAAAAAGCAAUAUGGAUUUAAUAUUUCUUCUUUGUAGAAGAAAAUUAUAUUAAAUAUAAUAGAUUGUACAAGAUUAGGGACAAAUUCUUCCAACAGUGCUUCUGUACGUUUCUUCUUAUUUAUCAAGAAGUUGCCAUUUAUUCUAGCGUUUUUAAAAUGUGAUUAAAAUAUUUUUAUAACAGUGUACGGGAGGAGUUUCGAAGAUGGAGAAUUUUUUACAAUAUGGCUUUAAAUUUAAUGAUAUAUGCUUUUAUUUUAAUAUCUUGUAUAAUUCAUUCGCCUGCGAUAACUAAUGUUUAUUUAUUUAUUAUUGUAGUCUUUUGGCACCCACGAAAGCAGUAUUUUCGUUUUUUUUUUAAUAAGUGAAAAUUUGGUUUUUAGUUUAUUAAUAAAUAAUAUAGCAAUAUU